UAUGAUUAUCAUCAGAUUCGGUUUAUAAUUACUCAUAUAAACUGUGAUCAUAAGCAGAUAUCUCCUUUUAAGUUUGAGUCGAUGAUUACGAUAUGAUAUGCGUCUAUGUUUCUUAGAAUUGAUUCAUAUACUGCUAGUCCUGCACUAGUUUCACUCAUUUAGGGAGUUUCCUCAAGGAAUGGGAUGUGGUUUGUGUUAAUUAUGUGCUUAGUUGUUGUUUUUUUUUCUCGAGGAGGUGCUAGGAGUUUCAAAUUUUAACCUGCCUGUGUGUGUUUCUCUUCUUCAAUUAGCUGUGUUAGAUCCUUGGCCAGUACGAUUAUCACAGGACUCAACUCCAGUCUCUCCACACUUAGAAUACUUGCUAUUGGACUGUUAAUGGCUGUAUCACUACUAAAGAGUUGGGAACUGUAAUGAGGUCUCUGGGACAGAAUCCAACUGAAGCUGAACUUCAGGACAUGAUCAACGAGGUUGAUGCUGACCAAAAUGGAACUAUUGAUUUCCCUGAGUUCUUGGAUUUGAUGGCACGAAAGAUGAAAGAUACUGAUUCUGAGGAGGAACUGAAGGAAGCUUUUAAGGUCUUUGAUAAGGAUCAAAAUGGUUUCAUUUCCGCUGCUGAGUUGCGACAUGUUAUGACAAAUCUGGGAGAGAAAUUGACUGAUGAGGAAGUGGAUGAGAUGAUUCGUGAAGCAGAUGUUGAUGGAGAUGGCCAGGUCAACUACGAGGAGUUUGUCAAGAUGAUGUUGGCCAAGUAAACAUGGCACAGUUUGUUUGUUUUUUUAAAAGAGGAAAUUGAAUUGUUAUCAUUAGCGAAACUUAUUGGAAUUGGUAUAUUGUUCCAGCCCAUUAUCCAGUUUAUUUAACAAAUUACAUUGCCUACUGGAGUUGUAUAUCCUGCUAGUGGAAUGAGUGCAGACCAAACCAUUCUAAAUGAAAGUACAAUCUCUAGACGAGUUAAUCGAAUGUUCAUAUGCAUGUUGAAAAAGAGAA
This is a messenger RNA of Papaver somniferum (opium poppy), 987 nucleotides long. Its product is annotated as calmodulin-like. The transcript is spliced from 4 exons. The record is from RefSeq and is a predicted model, not a curated record. Bases 411 to 752 code for a protein of 113 amino acids. NCBI's taxonomy places the organism in Eukaryota, Viridiplantae, Streptophyta, Magnoliopsida, Ranunculales, Papaveraceae. Gene Ontology annotation, molecular function: calcium ion binding; enzyme regulator activity.